AUGGCUCCCCCGGAGAGCUUCGCCAAUUAUCCUGAUGUCCUGGAAGGGCCGGAUACGGGAUACAAUCAGAGGAUAGAUCACAACCCGAUCUUACGGGGCUUACCUCUCGUUGUGGGUUCUGGAAUUAUAUGCAACGUCGGUGUUGUGGCAAGGUUCUUUUACGGGAACGCGGGAUUCACCAAGAUCAAAGACAUGCCGGCCCUGGACGAUGUCUCGCCUACUUUUCAUCCUACCGUCACACCGUUGGGCCAGACAGGGCCCAUGAUUGAAUUCGAGCCGGAGCUGCUCACCUCCCAGCACUCUUCAUCCAAGGCGCGAUACUACUCCGCCGGCGACUACCACGAGCUGUACAAGAGCGGCAGCGCCACUCCGUUGCAGGUCAUUGAGACGCUGCUCGGCCUGACCACCGGCACGAGUAAGUACAGUGACGCCUGGGUGGACGCUCACGGCGCCGAGAAGCUCGCUGUCGAAGCGGCCAAGGCGUCGACGGAGCGGUGGGCUGCGGGAAACCCGCUGGGUAUCUUGGAUGGCGUGCCGAUUGGAGUCAAGGAUGAUACGGAGGUGAAGGGCUACGUCAGCCAUUUCGGCAUGAAGUACAAUGCUUCGCUGCCGUUCUUUGCGCCGCAGGAGGAGACGGUGUGGCCGGUGAAGAAGCUGCAGGAGGCGGGUGCCAUUGUGCUGGGCAAGAAUAAGAUGCAUGAGCUUGGAUCAGAUACUAGCGGUGUCAAUGUCGCCCAAGGAACUCCCACCAACCACUUCAACAAGACCUACUAUCCCGGAGGCUCAUCCAACGGAGGCGGCUCGUCCACGGGCGCCGGCGUCGUCCCCAUCGCCGUCGGCACGGACGCCGGCGGCAGCGUCCGCAUCCCGGCCAACUUCAACGGCGUCUACGGCCUCAAGCCCACCCACCACCGCACCCACGUCAUGCAGAUGACCAUGUGCGUCACGGGCCCUAUCGCCGCAAACGUCGCCGACCUGACCAUUGCCUACCGCGUCAUGUCCCAGCCCGACGCCUCCUGCCCGACGCAGGGCCGCUUCGCCCUCUCCUUGCCGCCCGCGCCGUCUGCAAAGCGUGUCAUGGGCGUCUUCCGAGACUGGUUCAACAAGGCCGACCCCCCCGUGAGAGAAUUGUGCGACAAGGCGCUUGAUCACUUCGCCUCCAAGCGCGGGUACGAAAUCGUCGACAUCAGUCUCCCCUUUCUCCCCGAGUUCCAGGUCGCCCACGCCCAGCUCUGCCUCGCCGAGAUGGCGGAAAAGAACCGCCGCCGGACCCCCAACCCGGCGCACCACCAGUCCCUCGCCGGCCCGGCAAACAGACUCCUCCUUACCAUGGGCGCUCUGGUGUCCGGCGCCGACUAUCUCAAGAUAAACGCCUUUCGCACCGUCUUGAUGAACCACCUCGCUUUUCUAUUCCAAAAGUACCCGGGUCUGAUGAUCAUGACGCCCACGUCGCCCCUGAUUGGAUGGCCGCGGUCGCCCAGUGAUGACUCCUACGGCAUGAGUGACACCAACAUCACCAUGCGAAACAUGUCGUACGUAUUCCUGGCCAACAUGACGGGCACCCCGUCCAUCACGGCGCCGGUAGGCUUGCUCGCUACGGGUGAGUGGGGGAGCGAAGAGCAGCUGUUGGCGUGGGCGAGGGAGGCUGAGGAGUAUCUGCACGAGACGUAUCCUGAGGGACGUAGACGGCCUGAUACAUGGGUGGAUGUCAUGGCGUUGGCUCGAGGUCAGAAGUAG
Molecule: messenger RNA, 1737 nt
Organism: Trichoderma breve
Lineage: Eukaryota; Fungi; Ascomycota; Sordariomycetes; Hypocreales; Hypocreaceae
Product: amidase domain-containing protein
Exons: 6
Coding region: 1-1737 (578 amino acids)
Molecular function (GO): catalytic activity
Source: RefSeq, a predicted model, not a curated record